Messenger RNA from Bemisia tabaci, 1146 nucleotides. RefSeq names its product mitochondrial ribosomal protein L24 (gene mRpL24). Gene Ontology annotation, cellular component: ribosome. Gene Ontology annotation, molecular function: structural constituent of ribosome; RNA binding. Gene Ontology annotation, biological process: translation. The record is from RefSeq and is a predicted model, not a curated record. Lineage: Eukaryota; Metazoa; Arthropoda; Insecta; Hemiptera; Aleyrodidae.
AGGUUGAGGUUAUGAACUUGGAACUACGUGCAUGUUGUUGUCUGUUGUGGUUGUGGAUCUCUGUCUCAGGCCUUGAAUACUUACGAUUUAUAAGAUAUAAUUUAUUAAUUUUAUCUACCAUUUGAACCUUUGAACGUCUUUUUCGGAUAUUGUGACAUGGAGAAGGCUCGUAGUAUUUAUGUCGUGUAAUUUCGUGUCAUAAAAUGUCAUAGUUAUAGCGUUCCAAUACGAUUUUAGUAGUUACUCUGAUCCUAUUCUUAAUCCUCUCAAAAUCCUAGUAGCCCUGUCGAAUUAAAAAAAUGAGGCUCUAUCACUUUUUGAGUGAUGUCAAACAAGUGGGAAAACUCACCAAAAAGAUAUCAAACCUGCCAGAUUCGUAUAUCCAACGAGCCAUGGAACAGGUUGAGUGGAAAACCCCUAGAGGUUAUCCAUGGUAUCAGAAAAGAACUGUAGGAAGAAAAAAAUACUUCUUUGAUGCUGAUAGGCCAUGGUCUAUUGAUUUCAAGAUUCGCAAUGAAAUAGGGAAACAUAAUAAGCCUUAUGUGCUGGAGCCAGUGAAAGAUUGGAGUUUCUUCAUCGGAGACAGGGUGGAGGUUCUUGUUGGGAAAGAUAAAGGAAAGCAAGGUUUUGUCGUCGAAAUAUUUGAGGAGCGCAAUUGGGUCAUUGUCGAAGGAUUAAACUGCAAACUUAAAAAGCAGGAAGCCGCAGGUAAAACUUUUCACAUACAAGAAGAGCAGCCACUACUGGUCACCCGCGAAAUUUCGCAUGUUGAUCCUGUUGAUUUGAAACCCUGCAAGACCGAGUGGAGGUAUACAGAGAGUGGAGAAAAAGUAAGAGUAUCCAUGCGAAGUGGUCGCAUCAUUCCUAUGCCAAAGAAAGCGGAAGCAACUGUUGAUUACAAAGCUCCAAGCUUGUAUAUAGAUGGAGAAAAAGAUACACCUUCCGCUGAGAUGGUAAAGAUAACCUUUGAACCAGCGCUGAAAACAUUUGAAAUGGAGAUAAUGGAAGAAAUGGGAAUCCAAGAAGACCGCGUACCUGCUCCAAGUUACUGGUACUAAGCCAGUAAUAAGUUGUUAGUGAUGUUGUUUUAAUAUUAUGUAUGAAAUUUUGUAAAACGUUUCUCAUUAAAUUCUGUCUUCAUGAACA